Messenger RNA from Centruroides sculpturatus (bark scorpion), 2243 nucleotides. RefSeq names its product BTB/POZ domain-containing protein 9-like. The annotation marks the transcript as partial. Gene Ontology annotation, biological process: modulation of chemical synaptic transmission; circadian behavior; adult locomotory behavior. The record is from RefSeq and is a predicted model, not a curated record. The transcript is spliced from 11 exons. Gene Ontology annotation, molecular function: protein binding. Lineage: Eukaryota; Metazoa; Arthropoda; Arachnida; Scorpiones; Buthidae.
UUUAGAGCAUUAUUAUAUGGUGGAAUGAGAGAAUCAUCACAAGAUGUAAUUGAAUUAAAAGGAACAUCUUUAGUAGCUUUCAAGAUCUUAUUGCGCUAUAUUUAUACUGGUCGUAUGACAUUAACAAAUCUUAAAGAAGAUAUGAUUUUGGAUAUACUUGGUCUGGCUCAUCAGUAUGGUUUUGUCGAACUGGAAACGUCUAUUUCUGAAUAUCUGAAAGCAAUUUUGAACAUCCGUAAUGUUUGUAUGAUAUACGAUACAGCAAAUUUAUUCCAUUUAUCAUCAUUGGCAGAAGUAUGCUGCUGUUUUGUUGAUAAACAUGCCCAAGAAAUUAUUCAACAUGAAUCAUUUUUAUCAUUAUCAUCAGCUGCAGUAAAAGAAAUGAUAAGUAGGGAUUCAUUUUGUGCACCAGAAGUCGAUAUUUUUCGAGCUGUCUAUAAUUGGACACAACAUAACUCUGGAAUAGAACCACAGGAAAUUUUAUCUUGUGUUAGGUUACCCUUAAUGACAUUACAAGAUCUUUUGAAUAUUGUGCGUCCAACUGGAUUGGUUAAAGCAGAUAUUAUUCUCGAUGCAAUAAAAUCUCGAACUGAAAGCCGUGAUACCGAUCUGAAAUAUAGAGGCUAUUUAAUUAUAUCAUAUGCAUACUACAUAGAAGUUUCAAUGGAUCAGAAAGAUUGGAUACGAGUAGUAGAUCACACACGAUAUCUUUGUCACUCAUGGCAAAAUCUUUAUUUUGAUGAACGUGUUGUUAAAUAUAUUCGAAUUGUUGGCACUCACAAUACAGUUAACAGGGUUUUUCACGUUGUGGCGUUCGAAUGCAUGUACACAAACAAAUUUUUCAGGCUGGAGAAAGGUCUGAUAGUUCCUAAUCAUAAUGUGGCUACUAUAACAUCCAGUGCUUGCGUCAUUGAAGGUGUCAGUCGUAGUAGGAAUGCACUUAUUAAUGGCGAUACUGAAAAUUAUGAUUGGGAUUCAGGUUAUACGUGUCACCAAUUAGGAAGUGGAGCAAUAGUUAUUCAGUUAGCACAACCAUACAUGAUUGACUCUAUGAGACUUUUAUUAUGGGAUUGUGAUGAUAGAAGUUACAGUUAUUAUGUUGAAGUAUCUAUAGAUCAACAACAUUGGACUAUGGUUGCUGAUAAACAAAGUGAAAAGUGCAAAUCUUGGCAGACUAUAUGCUUUGCUCCAAGACCAGUGGUAUUUAUACGGAUCGUUGGCACUCAUAAUACAGCAAAUGAGGUAUUUCACUGUGUUCACUUCGAAUGUCCUGCUCAGACGUCUGCCGCAUCGACUCCUCCCUUGCAGGAAACUCCAGAAGAUCCGACGACGUGUGAUGAAAAUGUCGAAGAUGAAUGCACAAAAUAUUCUCCAACUUCACCAUUCUGUCACAUUUAAACCUAAACCAUUUUUAUACAAAAAAAAAAAAUUACUGUAAAUUAAAAUAUUUUAGGAUUCUGUGGUAGAUUUUAUAUAUAAAAAGAAAAAAAUUUAGUUAAGCGGCAUACGAAAUCUAAACUGUUUUUAUCUUUAUACUUAUACAGUGUCAUAUUUGUUUGUUUACAAUGUUUUUCGAAUUACUCAGUCUUUAGAACGAAACUAUUUAUUUUGAAUAGACUCGCUCGUAUUAAGAUUCUUCAGAUUUACAAACCAAGUUUGCUUCUGUUGCGUACUGUACAAUACUUGUGAAAAAUGUAUGAAGGUGUUAUUUUAGAUAUUGAUGUAAAAAAAAAAAGAAAGCCAAUUUUCCUUUUUUUUUCCUCUCUUUCGGACAAAAUAUUUUAAUUUUUAAAUAUUUCUACAAUUCAUGUUGUUGAUACAUUAAUUUUGAUUCCUUAAAUUCAGUGUUAUUAAUGUUCAAAACAUUCUUUUCUGUCAAAUAUUUUUAAAAAAGUAAUAUAUAUAUACACUGUAUGUACACAGACAUAGAUUAAUAUAUGCAAAAAAAAAAAGUGUAACAAUGUACAAAUGUUUGUUAAUUUAUUCUUUCUUCACAGCAAGUGUAAAAAUUGCUCUUUAUUGUUCAUUCUACAUGUUUUAAUUAUGUAUGUUAAAGAUGUGCAAUAUUUUAAUCUUUUUUUUUUUUUUUUAAACAUUUUUAAUAUGAAUUUUGAUUGCAUUUGGAAGUAGUUUUGUGUAAAGAAUUUGAAUUCCGAACUUAAUAAUUGUUGUAAAGUACAAUAGCAUAGUUUCACUUCCAAUGUAAUAGUAGGCGGCAAUUGAUUGUAAAACAUAAAUUUCAU